Messenger RNA from Oikopleura dioica, 1497 nucleotides. NCBI's taxonomy places the organism in Eukaryota, Metazoa, Chordata, Appendicularia, Copelata, Oikopleuridae. The record is from the annotation of a GenBank genome assembly.
AUGUUCCUGUUCUUGUCUUUUCCACAAACAAAUAAAUCACGAGGAUAUAUUGGCUCGUUUCCAGUGACCUUGGGGAAUCCACGUGAUCGCGCGCAGUUCAUCGCCAAACAACUCGACAGUAUCAACAGAGAUCCGGCUACCAAAACGACUGGGACCAGUGUUGUGAUCAGUAUGGCACUGUGUGGAAUUAAAGUAUCCUCCUUGAACGCUCAGGAAACCUACAUGGUCCAUGCUCUCCGAAGAGUCUCCUUCUCAACCUGUCUCUCUGAACUCUUCGCUUUCGCCGCACGUGACCCUGGCCAGCCCUUGAAUCGUCAGUACUGUCACGUUUUUCGAACACCAUCGGCCGACAUUCUAAACUCCGUCAUCGGCGGCGCAUUCCAAUCCGCCUACACCAUCCGGAAGGGAAGCUCAACUGAAGCUCCACCCGCAGAUGAACGUUCCUCCUCGCGAAUGUCAGAACUAUCAACAAUGUCGACAGCUUCCUGCGCGUUUCCGAACCAGACGCGCGCUAUUCCACUGACUUCUACUCUCGACUCUGGCGCUGAGCCCGUCUCAACGAGCUCUGCUGACGAUUGCUUCGAGCCUUGCUAUCUUGAAAGUGUUGAGGAUACUUUCUGCAACUUCCGUCACGACUACGAUCCAAGCUCUAACACGAACAGAACAGCCGCCUCUGGCCCUGGUUCAUCGAGCAUUGGCACCUCUUCUGACAGAUCCAACACCCGCCCAAUGGCGGAUUACAAGUCACCAAGCACGACAGUUAGAAGCAAGACAUCAGCCCACUCUGAUGAUUCUGCCAUCAGCAGCCUCGCUGACGACCUCGAGCGCAGGGUUAUCCUCGAGAUUGAGAAAAACGCCAAGGACGACGUGGUCAGCUCAAAAUCCAACAACCGCCGUUCAUCAACCGGACCUCGACGCUCGCUUCGCUCGCUCGUCCGCCGCACUGCUCAAAACAAUGAUUCGGGCAUUCCAAGCUCUACUGCUUCUUUCGCUCAAAGCGCCAAAUCUAGCGCCCAACUCGGACAAACGCACUCCACCACAAAUACAGGCCACAAACAGGGCCCCUUCGGGAUUAAGCACGAGACCGCCACGAUUAAAAAGUCAACCAGUCACUUUGAAAACUUCGCCAACUUUGUGAAAACAAAUCCUGUGGCGCGAAAGCUGCGUCUACUCGCCCCUGGUGACUCUUAUCACGAUUUGGACAGUCGACUGCGCGUGGCCAAGUGGUACCACCAGGGCCUCCCAAAGGACAUUGGAAUCUCUGUUCUCUGUCAAUCUUCUCUUGGCACAUUUUUGGUGCUCAACAAUUCCGCUUUGUUGGUAAGAGGCAUUGAGCAUGUUCACGAAUAUCAACUGGUCAAAGAGAGCAAAAUCGGAUGGUACAUCAAGGGCUCCUCCCGAGCAUUUCCCCAUCUUUUGAUGCUGGUAGCGCACUAUCAAACACACCGCGAUAUUCUCCCUCUUUUGCUCGACUCUGCACCGAUUCCUGCCUCCUGA